Molecule: messenger RNA, 138 nt
Organism: Dermatophagoides pteronyssinus (European house dust mite)
Lineage: Eukaryota; Metazoa; Arthropoda; Arachnida; Sarcoptiformes; Pyroglyphidae
Source: RefSeq, a predicted model, not a curated record
CGCACGGCUUCGCCGUACAGCACGUCGAGCGCUAGAGCUCGAAGUUCAGCGCGCGCUCGGAGCGGUUUACCCACUGGCGCCCGCGCGCCGCAGUCGCGAACACCGACUUUGACGCGGUCGCAAACGCGGACGCUAGCG